Molecule: messenger RNA, 1608 nt
Organism: Crotalus tigris (Tiger rattlesnake)
Lineage: Eukaryota; Metazoa; Chordata; Lepidosauria; Squamata; Viperidae
Gene: GC
Product: GC vitamin D binding protein
Exons: 12
Coding region: 74-1504 (476 amino acids)
Biological process (GO): vitamin transport
Cellular component (GO): blood microparticle; cytoplasm
Molecular function (GO): vitamin D binding; vitamin transmembrane transporter activity
Source: RefSeq, a predicted model, not a curated record
CCACUUGCAAUUCCAGCCAUAGAAAGCACACCUUACAUGCGUGACGAUCCAGUGUGAUUGUUAGGGAACUAAGAUGAAGGCUGAGGUUGUAAGCCUCCUGCUGCUCCUGUUCACAUGUACACAUGGACUUCAGAGAGGCAAGGAUUACUUCAAAGAAAAAGUCUGCAAUGAAUACAACACAUUUGGAGAAAGGAAUUUUCGCUUCUUGUCAAUCACCAUAAACAGCAGGAAGUAUUGUAAUGCCACCUUUGAACAAAUCAUCAGCCUCGUCAACGACAUGGUGGACUUGGCCAAAAAAUGUUGUACCGCAGGAGCUGCUCCAGACUGCUAUGAAAACGAGUCGACUGCUUUCUCUGAAAAAUCCUGCCGCCCAGAUGCUCCCUUCCCAAGACAUCCAGGGAUAGCUGGAUGCUGCAGGGAACAAGGACUUUCUCGAAAGCUGUGCCUGGCGGCCUUGAAACACAUACCUAAGGAGUUCCCGACCUACGUGGAGCCAUCCAAUGAGGAAAUAUGUGAUGCCUUCAAGAAAGACCCUCAGGGAUUCGAAGAGAGGUUUUUGGCUGAGUAUUCCAGUGACUACAGCUAUGCUCCUUUGCCAAUCUUGCUGAAUGCUACAAGAAAUUAUUUGUCCUUUGUGAGAACUUGCUGUGCCAGCACACAACGUAACAUCUGCUUUUUGAAAGAGAGGUUACAACACAAACGUGUCCAGACAUUUGCCCACCUGUCAAACAAAGCCUGCGCUCUCCACGCCUUGCUUGGGGAAAAUAAAACGAAAGUCAGCUACUUAAUAAAAUUUACCCAGCAGACUCCAAGCCUGCCUUUUGAGAACGCCAUGACCCUGGCUGGAGAAGCAUCCAAAAUUCUUUCCAAGUGCUGCGCUAGUUUGGAAGAAAAUUGUAUCCAGAAUGAGCUCAAACGUCACAUCGCCCACAUCUGCAACACGGCCUGUGCUGGGAAUGAAAGGAUCAGAACCUGUUGCACUACGAAAGAUGACGUGGGAAAAUACUUGUGCAUUUACUCGCUCCCGUGGGCCAAACGUUCAGAAGCCCCUCAGUCUCCCAGUUUGAUUGAUGAAGGUGUUUGCAGAGAAGGUGGUGAAAUAGACGUUUAUCGAAAUAUUUUUGACGUGGCUCGGAUAUAUACCCGUGCUCCAGAGGCUCUUAUCAUUACUUUGUAUUCUGCCAGCCAAGCUGCCGCCACUGACUGCUGUGACUUAGUAGACGUCAGACGUUGUUUUGCGGAAAGGGACUCCACAAUAGCGCCUUUGCAGGCUUUGGUAGAAAAAGGGAAUGAGAUUUGUGGGGAAUAUGCAGAUCACACUUAUGUGGAAUUCCUCAAGAGGCUAAAAGCAAAUGUAUUAACCCUGCUCCCGGCUGGUACUUUGAACACAGAGGAUCAGGUGUCUACUCUGCUUGAACAAAGGAUUGGUUACGCUACCAAGUGCUGUCAUCUGAACGCACCUCCAAUAUAUUGUGGGAUACAGCAAUUAAUGAGUCAAGUUUAACUGGAUGAGACUUGAUUAAGUGGAGAUGGAACAGGUGUUCCAAGUCCCUGCUCCCCAAAAUGUACACAAAAGAAUUAAAAACUGUAAUUGAAUUAAUCCAUCAA